Anthostomella pinea is the source of this 765-nucleotide messenger RNA. The record is from the annotation of a GenBank genome assembly. Lineage: Eukaryota; Fungi; Ascomycota; Sordariomycetes; Xylariales; Xylariaceae.
AUGGGCCGCGACCUCCAGAAGCGCAAGCGGCGCUCCUCGCGCCCCACCAUGCGCCAGCCAACAUCGACGAAGUCCAACCGACUGCUGAACCCGCUGGGCAACAGCAUCGUUGCGAAGAACUGGAACAAGAACGAAACAACAACGCAGAACUACCGCCGACUGGGCCUGAUGUCCCGCCUGAAGGCGCCAACCGGCGGCGUAGAACCGCGCUUGCAGCCCACCAAGUCCCAGCAGAGCAACGACGACACGCAAAAAGCAAAGAAGCUUUCCACAAAACCCACCGACCCCUUCGCCAUCAACCCGGCCGGCAGCAUCGCCGCCGUCGUCAGCGAGGCGCGCGUCGAGCGCGACGAGAGCGGGCGCAUCGUGCGCGUGAUCGAGGACCCGUCUCUGAUAAAGCGGCGGCGCGCAAACCCGCUCAACGACCCGCUCGUGGCGUUGGAUUCGGACUACUCUGACGCCGAGAUCUCCAACUCCGGAAGGGAGGACAGGGCCGCCGAGGAAUGGGGCGGUAUCGACGAGGAGGACGGAGAGGGAGAGGGCAAUGCGAUCUUCAGGCAGCUCGCGGCGGAGGCCAACCGGCCGGUCGAGAAGAAGCCCCGCGGGCAGAGCACGCGCGAGGUCGAGUGGCUGGAGCGGCUGACGGAGAGACACGGCGCUGACACGAGGGCGAUGGCGAGGGAUCGGCGGCUGAACCCCAUGCAGCAGACCGAAGCCGAUAUAUCGAAGCGGAUUCGGAAGUGGAAGGGGGAGGCUGCGGCGUAG